GAGAGAGGGAGGGAGAAGGGAGAGGCAGCUGCCGCAGGAGGAGAAAGACCCCCCAGCUACUUCUUCAACUCGGUCUGCCCCCUUCCUCCUCAGCUCUGCGCUGCUGCUGUCAGUAGCGGCGGCCUGAGGAGCCGCAGAGCCCCCCACAGCCCGGCUGCGGUCAGGGCCGGCGCUCAGCCCCGGCGCGGAGCAGAGGCGGAGUGGACUGGGGCUGCUGCGGCUGGGUUCCAGUUCUCUCCUCCUCCAUCCACCCACCCAGCUGUAUCAUUCUUAGUCACGGCUGGCUUUGCUGCCGCUCGCCUUCCCGCUCUCCCGGCUGGUUUUGGUUUCCCUUUUGCUGUCAGUUUCCCCCUGUGCACUGACCAGUGGGGUUUACAUUUAAACCAACCGAAAGCCGCGGGGCGGAGAGAGGGAGAAGCUGCGCGAAGGAAGGUAGCUCGCGGAGAGGCGUGGAGCUCCCCACCCCUCCCGACCAGCCCCAUCAAACCAUCCGGUAAGAAAGUAAAGAAGCCAGCGAGGGUGACACCGACUCGCCCGGAGGAGGAGAAGCGCGUCUUCUCUCCCGUCUCGCCUCCUUUCCGUCCCCGCUCCUCCCAGCCCCUCUUCUCCGAGGCCCCGGCAGGAGCAGCCUGGACUCAUGAUGGCUUCAACCACUACCUGCACCAGAUUCACCGACGAGUACCAGCUCUUCGAGGAGCUUGGAAAGGGGGCGUUCUCAGUGGUGAGAAGAUGUGUGAAAAUUCCUACAGGACAAGAGUAUGCUGCCAAAAUUAUCAACACCAAAAAGCUGUCUGCUCGAGAUCACCAGAAAUUGGAAAGGGAAGCUAGAAUCUGUCGCCUUUUGAAACACCCUAAUAUUGUGCGGCUUCAUGACAGCAUAUCAGAAGAAGGAUUCCAUUACUUAGUCUUUGAUUUAGUCACUGGAGGUGAACUGUUUGAAGAUAUAGUUGCAAGGGAAUAUUACAGUGAAGCAGAUGCCAGUCAUUGUAUACAGCAGAUUCUAGAAAGUGUUAAUCAUUGUCACCUAAAUGGCAUAGUUCACAGAGACCUGAAGCCUGAGAACUUACUUUUAGCUAGCAAAUCCAAGGGAGCAGCUGUAAAAUUGGCAGACUUCGGAUUGGCUAUAGAAGUUCAAGGAGAACAACAGGCUUGGUUUGGUUUUGCUGGUACACCAGGAUAUCUUUCACCAGAGGUGUUACGAAAAGAUCCCUAUGGGAAGCCAGUGGACAUGUGGGCAUGUGGUGUCAUUCUCUAUAUCCUCCUUGUGGGAUACCCUCCUUUCUGGGAUGAAGACCAGCACAGACUCUAUCAGCAGAUCAAGGCUGGUGCUUAUGACUUUCCCUCACCAGAGUGGGAUACAGUGACUCCUGAAGCCAAAGACCUCAUCAAUAAAAUGCUUACCAUCAACCCUGCCAAACGUAUCACAGCAUCAGAGGCACUGAAGCAUCCAUGGAUAUGUCAACGUUCUACUGUGGCCUCUAUGAUGCACAGGCAGGAGACUGUAGAUUGCUUGAAGAAAUUCAAUGCAAGAAGAAAACUAAAGGGGGCCAUUUUGACAACUAUGCUGGCUACCAGAAAUUUCUCAGCAGCAAAAAGUUUACUGAAAAAACCUGAUGGAGUCAAGAUAAACAACAAAACCAACGUGGUAACCAGCCCCAAAGAAAAUAUUCCUACCCCGGCGCUGGAGCCCCAAACUACAGUAAUCCACAACCCUGAUGGAAAUAAGGAGUCAACAGAAAGUUCCAAUACGACUAUUGAAGAUGAAGAUGUGAAAGCUCGUAAGCAGGAGAUUAUCAAGGUUACUGAGCAACUGAUUGAAGCUAUCAACAAUGGGGACUUUGAAGCUUACACAAAGAUCUGUGAUCCAGGCCUUACAUCUUUUGAACCUGAAGCUUUGGGGAAUCUGGUGGAAGGGAUGGACUUUCACAGGUUCUACUUUGAAAAUG
This is a messenger RNA of Terrapene triunguis (Three-toed box turtle), 1946 nucleotides long. RefSeq names its product calcium/calmodulin dependent protein kinase II delta (gene CAMK2D). Lineage: Eukaryota; Metazoa; Chordata; Testudines; Emydidae. The record is from RefSeq and is a predicted model, not a curated record. Gene Ontology annotation, cellular component: cytoplasm; neuron projection. Gene Ontology annotation, biological process: protein phosphorylation. The annotation marks the transcript as partial. Gene Ontology annotation, molecular function: calcium/calmodulin-dependent protein kinase activity; ATP binding; calmodulin binding. The transcript has 18 exons.